Paramecium tetraurelia is the source of this 448-nucleotide messenger RNA. RefSeq lists its product as uncharacterized. The transcript has 3 exons. Gene Ontology annotation, biological process: translation. The record is from RefSeq and is a predicted model, not a curated record. Gene Ontology annotation, molecular function: structural constituent of ribosome. Lineage: Eukaryota; Ciliophora; Oligohymenophorea; Peniculida; Parameciidae. Gene Ontology annotation, cellular component: ribosome.
AGAUUUUAUUUUUUAUUUGAAAUGACAAAGAAGACAAAGAAGGUAGGAAUCACAGGAAAAUAUGGCACAAGAUAUGGUGCAUCAUUAAGAAAGAUUAUUAAGAAAUUUGAAAUUUCAUAGCAUUAAAGAUAUUUUAAUACCUUUACUGGAGCACAUUCAUUGAAGAGAUAAGCAAUUGGUAUUUGGAGAUGCACCUAAACUGGAUUACAAAUAGCUGGUGGAGCUUGGGAAGUGAAUACUCCUGCUGGAUUGUCUGCUAAAUAAGGUAUGUUGAGAAUUAAGAAAUUAAAGGAUGAUGCAGAAGUAGAAGUUAAAGAAGAAAAGAAGGAUAAAAAAUAAUAAUAACCAAAAGAGGAUAAACCAAAAGAGCAAGUUAAAGAAACAAAGAAAUAAUAACCAAAAAAGGGUUAAGGAAAGAAAUAAUGAUUCACGUAUAUUAAUUACAUAA